Molecule: messenger RNA, 9873 nt
Organism: Rattus rattus (black rat)
Lineage: Eukaryota; Metazoa; Chordata; Mammalia; Rodentia; Muridae
Gene: Wdfy4
Product: WDFY family member 4
Exons: 61
Coding region: 1-9540 (3179 amino acids)
Molecular function (GO): protein binding
Source: RefSeq, a predicted model, not a curated record
AUGGAGGCUGAAGAUUGUUCAAAGGCUGAGGAUAGACCGGAAGACCCAGGUUUCCAAAAUGAAGGAUGGGCUUCUGCUGUCAAGCCCUCUUUUUCACUAGAAGAGCAGUCUCCUGGCCCCACUGUCCUCUGGGACAUGCUUGAACAGAAAUUUCUGGAAUAUCAGCAGCUGAUUCACAAGAACCCAGAAGAACGUCGGCGAAACCUCCUGAGCCUUCUCCCCCUCUUCCUAAAGGCCUGGGAACAUUCUGUGGGCAUCAUCUCCUUUCGCAGUCUUCAAAGGCUGGCAGAAGAUGUGUCCGACCAACUUGCCCAAGAAAUACAACAGGCACUUUCUGGGAAGCCUGCAGAGCAAGCCCGGGCUGCAGCCGGGCAGCUACUGCAGUGGAAGAGUGACGUGGAUCAGGACGGCUACCUGCUCCUCAAGUCGGUGUAUGUGCUCACGGGGACAGACGCGGAGACGCUGGGCAGAGUGGUGGAUUCGGGGCUUCCGGUCCUUCUCCUGCAGUGCCUGUAUCUCUUUUUUGCUUUUCCCGUGGACAAGGGUGAGCAUUUGGAGAUUGACGUUCAAGGGCAGAGGAUGUUUGUGCAGAUGUUGUUAAACAUUUGCAGCGAGUCUCAGGGUCUGGAGGGACUUCUCUCAGGAAGCGAGCUCCAGUCUCUACUGAUCGCUACCACCUGUCUGAGGGAACACAGCUGCUACUUCUGGAAACAGCCUACCUUCUGUGUGCUGCGGGCUAUCUCCAAGGCUCAGAGCCCUAGCGUCAUCCAAUAUCUGCGAACUGCCGACUGUGUCCGGCUCUCGGUUCAGAACCUCUCCAAACUGGCAGACACUCUCCCUGCACCGGAGGUGAGCGAGGCAGUGGGCCUCAUCCUGAACUUUGUGAGAGACUCCUACCCCAUCUCCUCUGCGCUGCUCCUGGAGUUUGAGAACGGGGAGGGCUACCCUCUGCUACUCAAGGUGCUGCUGCGGUAUAACGGGGUGACCCAGGGUGUGGUGGAACCCCAUCUCGAGGAGCUCAUCGAGCUGGUGAUGUGGCUGACGACUUGUGGGAGGUCAGAGCUGAAGGUGUUUGACAGCGUCACUUAUCCUCAGCUUGAAGGCUUCAAGUUCCAUCAGGAGGCUUCUGGGGUGACCGUUAAGAAUCUCCAGGCCUUUCAGGUCCUACAGAAUCUUUUCCACAGAGCCAGUGACUCUGUCCUUUGCAUCCAAGUGCUUCUGGCCAUCAAGACCAUGUGGGCCUGGAACCCUCGCAAUUUCUUCCUGCUGGAGUGGACCCUGCAGCCCAUCUCACAGUUUGUAGAGAUCAUUCCCCUGAAGCCCACCCCGGUGCAAGAACACUUUUUCCAGCUGUUGGAGACUCUGGUGUUCAAGCUACUCUAUGUGCCGCACGAGGUCCUGGCUAAAGUGCAGGGUCUGAUCAAGGACAGCCCAGAGGUCUCCUGCACCCUCGUGGCCUUGCGAAGCAUCCUCAGGAUCACAGCCAGUGACCGGCUCUUCACUGACAUCUUCCGGGACUCAGGACUACUAGGCCUGCUGCUGGCCCAGCUACGGAAACAGGCCAAGAUCAUGAGGAAGUCAGGAAACAAAGAGUGCAGUCCUGGCGUGCAGGAUCCGGAGAGGGAACUCACCCACGUGAUGCUGAAGACUGUGGUUGCACUUCUGCAAGGUUCUGUUCGAAACGCAGUUGUCCUCAAAGACCAUGGCAUGGUGCCCUUCAUCAAGAUCUUCCUGGAUGAUGAAUGCUACCGGGGUUCCGCCCUCAGCAUCUUGGAGCAGCUCUCGGUCAUCAACGCUGAGGAGUACAUGAGCAUCAUUGUGGGGGCUUUGUGUUCCUCUACUCAGGGAGAGCUGCAGCUGAAGCUGGAUCUUCUCAAGUCUCUGCUCCGGAUCCUGGAGACACCCAAGGGCCAUGCUGCAUUCCGUGUCUCCAGUGGCUUCAAUGGGCUACUGUCCCUGCUUUCUGACCUGGAGGGGUCCCUCCAGCUGCCUGCAGUGACAACAUGCAGUGCAGUGUCCCCCAGCCAGACCCUGGAGCUGGUGUUGCAUACCCUUUGUGUGGUGUCUGCUGCUCUGCACUUGGACCCUGUCAACGAGCACUUCUUCAGGAGCAAUGGGCUCUUUGAGAAGUUGGCCGAGGACCUCUGUCUGCUGGGCUGUUUUGGGGCCCCAGAGGAAGAAGGCGCUCAACGGUACUCUUCAUCUGACGUGAAAGCCAGGCCCUUCGUGGAUUUGCUGAGCGGGGCCUUUUCCUCCAGCUGCCAGUACCCACCCAGGGUGCAGAGCUGCCUACAGAUUCUCAGCUUCCUAGAGAGCAUGGCCGGUGGUACCCUCCACCUGCACAGAGACCUGAUGGAGCCAUCCAAGGCUGGGCAGGUGCCUUCUGUGGAUGCCAGAAAGGGAGAGCCUGGGAGCCGCCAAGGCAAAUUCAAGCAGUGGCCAGACCCGGAGGAGAGGAUGGAUGAAGGUGAGGUCACGAUCAUGCACCCUGGGAUCAUUUGCAUCAUGGUGAGACUGCUGCCUCGCCUACACCUUGACGAUCACCCACAGCUCUCCGAGGAGAUCCAGUGUUCAAUGGCCCAUCACCUCUUGUCCCUGGUGAAGUCAGAGAAGAACCGCCAGGUCAUGUGCGAGGCAGGGAUGCUCCGGACACUCAUGACCUUUUGCCACAGGACCCUCAGCACUGGUGGCAGUGCCCUGCACUCGGUUCUCAUCAGGAUCUUUGAAAAGCUUGGUUCUCAAGCCAUCGAGCCAGAUGUGCUAAGACAGUUCCUAGACCUUGGAGUUCGCCCACCUCCGUCAGCUGCCAGGAAAAGCCUCCAUUUAUCUCCUGGGCAUGAAGACAGUCCUGGACGCUCAGGGUCACUGGCAGAUACAUCUGUGAAAUCUACAGAUGCCAGCCCAUGUCCUAGAGGGUCUCAGGACCUCAGGUCCUCACCGACCUCCGAGGAUUCGACCACAGCCCUCCAGACAACACUGAGCCUCAUCUCCAUGACCUCCCCGCGCAAUCUGCAGUCCCAGAGGGCAGCCCUGACCCCGUCGUUUGUGGAAUUUGACAUGUCUGCAGAAGGCUAUGGCUGUCUGUUUAUUCCGACCUUGUCUACAGUCAUGGGGACCAGCACAGAGCACUCCAUCUCUGGAGGGACUGGAUCAGGAGCUCCCAGGCCAUUCCCUCCACCUGGAGGUCUCACCUUCUCCUGUUGGUUUCUGAUCAGCCGGCAGGCCAACGUCAUGGAGGGCCACCCACUGCGCUUUCUAACCCUGGUGCGUCACCUGGCCAGGACAGAGCAGCCCUUUGUCUGCUUCUCCGUCAGCCUCUGCAUGGAUGACCUCUCCUUGGUCGUGUCCACAGAAGAGAAAGAGUUCCAACCCCUGGAUAUCAUGGAGCCUGAGGAUGAGGCAGAGCCCUCUGCGGGCCGUCAGCUCCAGGUCAGGUGUAGCCAGCUGCUGGCUUGCGGUCAGUGGUAUCACCUGGCUGUGGUGGUCAGCAAAGAAAUGAAAAGGAACUGCACUGUCACCAUGUACCUGGAUGGACAAGCCAUUGGUUCAGCCAAGAUGUUAUAUAUUCAAGCCUUACCGGGGUCUUUUUUUUCAAUGGAUCCAUCAUCAUUCGUGGACGUUUAUGGCUAUAUUGGCACCCCCAGAGUUUGGAAACAAAAAUCAUCCUUAACCUGGCGUCUCGGGCCCGCCUACCUCUUUGAGGAAGACAUAUCGCCGGAUACUCUAGAACUUAUUAUCAAACUCGGCCCGAGGUACUGUGGUAACUUUCAGGCUGUGCACCUUCAAGGAGAUGACCCAGAUGGUGAAGCCACACCCCUCAUCGCGGAGGAAAGGGUUUCCUUUGGUCUUUAUGUACCUAGCUCUUCUAUCACCAGCAUAAUAAACAUCAGAAACACCUACAAUGAGGUAGACAGCCGCCUGAUCGCCAAGGAGAUGAACAUUUCCUCCCGUGACAAUGCCACGCCCGUGUUCUUGCUGAGGAACUGUGCUGGGCACCUUUUCGGGUCUUUGCGGACCCUUGGUGCUGUUGCUGUAGGCCAGUUAGGGGUGAGGGUGUUCCAUUCCAGCCCUGCUGCCAGCAGCCUGGACUACAUUGGAGGGCCUGCCAUCCUCCUAGGCCUCAUCUCCCUGGCAACAGAUGACCACACCAUGUAUGCAGCUAUGAAAGUCCUGCACUCGGUCCUGACCAGCAAUGCCAUGUGUGAUUACCUGAUGCAGCACAUCGAUGGGUACCAGAUCUUAGCCUUUCUCCUGCGAAAGAAGACGCCCUUUCUAAACCACCGCAUUUUCCAGUUGAUCCUCUCGGUGGCUGGCACAGCGGAGCUGGGUUUCCGGCCGUCUGCUGUCACUAACAUGUGUAUCUUCCGGCAUGUGCUCUGCAAUUUUGAGCUCUGGACAAACACUGCAGACAACUUGGAGCUCACUCUCUUUUCCCAUCUCCUGGAGAUCCUUCAGUCAUCAAGAGAAGGACCCAGGAAUGCGGAAAGAGCCCACCAGGCACAGUUGGUGCCUAAGCUCAUAUUUCUCUUCAACGAGCCGAGUCUGGCUCUGUCCAAGGUCUCCACCAUCAUCGCCAUUCUGGGCUGUCAGCUGAAGGGCCACUUCAACAUCCAGGACUUACUCAGGGUUGGGCUGUUUGUCAUAUACACCCUCAAGCCGUCGUCGGUGAACGAGAGGCAGAUCUGCCUGGAUGGAGUCCAGGACCCCUCUGCACCUGCUGGAAGCCAAACAUCUGGAAAGGCAAUCUGGCUUAGAAACCAGUUGCUGGAGAUGCUGUUUGGUGUAAUAACUUCCCCCCAACUUCAUCUGUCCUCUGAGUUAAAGGAGCAGGUGUUUCUGAGCCUGGGGCCCGAUUGGUUCCUGCUGCUCCUACAGGGUCACCUGCAUCCCAGCACCACCACACUGGCGUUGAAGCUGCUGCUGUAUUUUCUGUCAAGCCCUUCCCUCUGUGGGCGAUUUAGAGAUGGCCUGUCUGCCGGAUGCUGGGUAGAGAGCUGCCUGGAGGGGGUGGACAUUAUGAUGGACAACCUGAAGAACCACCCUGCAGUGCCUGACCAGAGCCCCUGCCUGCUUCCCGGGUUCCGGGUCUUGAAUGACUUUCUGGGCUACCAUGUUCUCAUUCCGGAAGUCUACCUCAUCGUGUCCGCCUUCUUCCUCCAGAUGCCACUUACAGAGCUGACUGACGGGCCCAGAGAGAGCUUGGAUUUGAUGAUUCAGUGGCUUCUCCAGAAACAUUACCAGCAAGAGGUCCUCCAGGCCGGGCUAUGCAUAGAAGGCGCCCUGCUUCUCCUGGGGAUGCUAAAAGCCAUCAUGAGCCAGCCCCCCGCAGGUUCAGGAGACGGUGCCUGGGAGCAGACACUCCCCAGCAGUAUUCUUCAGUUCCUCGGCCUGGUGCACCGCUCCUACCCCCAGGACCCAGCAUGGAGGAGCCCUGACUUCCUCCAGACCAUGGCUAUCAUCACUUUCUCCGUGGAAACCCAGAAGGAGGCCACAUCUGAGUCCUCUAGAAACACCAGUCGUCCUGGGUCCUCGGCUGAAGCCAGCCAUGCUGCUGAGGGGUUCCAAGCUUCUUUCAAGCCACAUCCAGCUCAGAGGCAGCUGAGAGAGUUCAUGCAAGUUCUCCUGAGGGAGCUGCUCCUUGGAGUGUCCAGCCCCAAGCAGUGGCUGCCCUUGGAGGUCCUUCUGGAGGCUUCUCCAGAUGGUGCCACCAGCCAGCAGAAGCGAGACUUCCAAUCCGAGGUCCUACUUUCCACCAUGGACAUAUUCCACGUCCCAAGUGGGAGUGGCACGCCGACCCUAAGAGGCAGUAAGGAGCCUCAGUCAAAUGCAGAAGCUGGUACUGUGCCUUCCCUUGCAAGCGUUUCCUACUUUACCCAGAAGCUCGUUGAGAAGCUGCACAGUGGGAUGUUCUCAGCAGAUCCAAAGCACAUCCUCCUCUUCAUCACAGAGCACAUCAUAGCGGUCAUCGAGAACCCAUCUUCCCAAAAGGACACGGUCAUGAGUGCGUUGUACAGCAGUUUGAAUAAAGUCAUCCUGCACUGCCUCUCCAAGCCCCAGCAGUCCCUGUCUGAGUGCCUUGGCCUCCUCAGCAUCCUGGACUUCCUACAGGAAUGCUGGGACAUCAUCUUUGCCACCUACAAUUCCAAUGUCAACUUCCUCCUGUGCCUCAUGCAUUGUCUUUUGCUGCUGAACGCCAGGAGUUAUCCGGAAGGAUUUGGAUUGGAGCCCAAGCCCAGAAUUAAUCCUUACCACCAAGUCUUCCUUUCUCCAAGUGAAGAAGUGAAAGAUAAGAAGGAGGAGGGCCUCCCAAGUCUGGGCGAUGUCCAGCACAGCAUCCAGAAGUCAGUGCGGGCGCUCUGGCAGCAGUUGGUGGCACAGAGGCGGCAGACCCUGGAGGAUGCCUUCAAGAUCGAUCUGUCCGUGAAGGCUGGGGAAAGCGAAGUGAAGAUCGAGGAGGUCACCCCACUCUGGGAGGAGACGAUGCUCAGAGCCUGGCAGCAUUACUUAGCAUCUGAGAAGAAGUCACUGGCCAGUCGCUCAAGUGUCACACACCACAGCAAAGCGACGUCCUGGAGUGGGAGCCUAUCUUCGGCCAUGAGACUGAUGCCCGGGCGGCAGGCAAAGGAUCCCGAGUGCAGAGCAGAGGAUUUUGUGUCCUGUAUAGAGAAUUACAGAAGGAAAGGACAGGAGCUGUAUGCAUCCGUAUACAAGGACUACGUGCAGAGGAGGAAAAGAGACAGUAUCAAGGCAGCCACAGCCUGGGCCAGGAUGCAGGAACAGCUCUUUGGGGAGCUGGGAUUGUGGGGCCGAAUGAGAGAGUCCGCGAGCUGCUCCCAGUGGGGACUGGACAGGAGAGAAGGACCAGCUCGCAUGAGGAAACGAAUCAGACGGCUGUGUGCAUGGGAGACCCUGAACCUAGGCGGCUGCAAGGAGAGCCAAGACCAAAGGGGUGAUGUUUCUCAGACAAAUGCUGAAAACCAAGACAAGCUGACAAUAGAGGAAGCCGAGAGCAGGCCGGAUGAGGUGGGAGUGGACUGCACCCAGUUGACCUUCUUCCCUGCUUUGCAUGAAAGUCUGCACUCAGAAGACUUCUUGGAACUAUGCCGGGAAAGACAGAUCAUUCUACAAGAGCUUCUUGAUGGAGAAAAGGUGUCACAGAAGGUCCCCAUGGUGAUCGUGCAGGGCCACCUGGUCUCAGAGGGGAUCCUGCUCUUUGGCCAGCAGCACUUCUACGUUUGUGAGAACUUCACUCUGUCUCCUACAGGCGAUGUCUACUGUACCCACCACUGCUUAUCCAAUAUCAGUGAUCCUUUCAUUUUCAACAUGUGCAGCAAAGACCGGUCCUCUGACCAUUACUCCUGCCAGCGCCAUGCCUACAGUGACCUUCGAGAGCUCCGGCAGGCCCGCUUUCUCCUUCAGGAUAUUGCCCUGGAGAUCUUCUUCCAAAAUGGCUAUUCCAAGCUCCUUGUCUUCUACAACAGUGACCGGAGUAAAGCUUUCAAAAGCUUUUGCACUUUCCAACCAAGUUUGAAAGGAAAAGGCACCACAGAGGACCCCUUCAACCUAAGGAGGCACCCAGGCUUCGACAGGACCAUGCUGCAGAAGUGGCAGAGAAGGGAGAUGAGCAAUUUUGAAUACCUUAUGUACCUCAACACGCUGGCUGGAAGGACCUACAAUGACUACAUGCAGUAUCCCGUGUUUCCCUGGGUCCUUGCCGACUACACAUCAGAGAUGUUGAACUUGACGAAUCCCAAGACUUUCCGGGAUCUUUCGAAGCCAAUGGGGGCUCAGAGCAAGGAAAGGAAGUUGAAAUUUACCCAGCGGUUUAAAGACAUUGAAAAGAUCGAAGGAGACAUGACCGUGCAGUGCCACUACUAUACCCACUAUUCCUCAGCCAUCAUCGUCGCCUCCUACUUGGUCCGAAUGCCACCUUUCACGCAGGCCUUCUGCUCCCUACAGGGCGGAAGCUUUGAUGUGGCUGACAGGAUGUUCCACAGUGUAAAGAACACCUGGGAAUCUGCCUCCAAAGAGAACAUGAGUGACGUCAGGGAGUUGACGCCUGAAUUCUUCUACCUGCCCGAGUUUUUAACCAACUGUAAUGCAGUGGAGUUUGGUUGCAUGCAGGAUGGAACAACACUGGUGGAUGUGCAGCUCCCUCCCUGGGCUGACGGGGAUCCAAGGAAAUUCAUCAGCUUGCACAGACAGGCUCUGGAGAGUGACUUUGUCAGCAGCAACCUCCACCACUGGAUAGACCUAAUCUUCGGGUAUAAGCAGCAGGGAUCAGCUGCGGUAGAGGCAGUGAACACUUUCCACCCCUACUUCUAUGGGGACAGAAUAGACCUCAGCAGCAUCACCGACCCCCUAAUCAAGAGCACCAUCCUGGGCUUCGUUAGCAACUUCGGACAGGUGCCCAAGCAGAUCUUCACUAAACCCCACCCAUCCAGAAACACCACAGGGAAAUCUCCAGUGCCCGGAAAGGAUUCUUCCACCCCCACAGGCCUUCCGGGCCACUCACAGUCCUUCCUCCACAGCCUGCCAGCGCUGAGACCCUCUCAGGUCACAGUCAAAGAUAUGUAUCUUUUCUCUCUAGGGUCGGAAUCCCCUAAAGGGGCCAUCGGCCACAUCGUCCCUACUGAGAAGUCGAUCCUAGCGGUGGAGAAGAACAAACUGCUGAUGCCUCCUCUCUGGAACAGGGUCUUCAGCUGGGGCUUCGAUGACUUCACUUGCUGCCUGGGGAGCUAUGGCUCUGACAAGAUCUUGAUGACGUUUGAGAACCUGGCUGCCUGGGGUCCCUGUCUGUGUGCUGUAUGCCCAUCCCCUACAAUGAUCAUCACGUCCGGGGCCAGUGCAGUGGUGUGCGUGUGGGAGCUCAGCCUGGUCAAAGGUCGCCCAAAAGGCCUGAAACUCCGACAGGCCUUGUAUGGACACACCCAGGCUGUCACAUGUCUGACAGCCUCUGUCACCUUCAGCCUCCUGGUGAGUGGAUCCCAGGAUUGCACUUGCAUGCUGUGGGACCUGGACCACCUCUCUCGUGUGGCCUGCCUGCCUGUCCACCGGGAAGGCAUCUCAGCCGUCGCCAUCAGUGAUGUCUCGGGAACCAUUGUCUCCUGCGCCGGAGCCCACUUGUCCCUGUGGGACGUCAAUGGACAGCCCCUGGCUAGUAUUACCACAGCCUGGGGCCCAGAAGGAGCCAUAACAUGCUGCUGCAUAGUGGAGAGGCCAGCAUGGGAUGCAAGCCACGUUAUCAUCACGGGCAGUAAGGAUGGCAUGGUUCGGAUUUGGAAGACAGAGGACGUGAAGAUGUCCGUUCCCAGGCAGGCAGUGAUGGAGGAGCCCUCCACUGAGCCCCUAAGCCCCAGAGGUCACAAGUGGGCCAAGAAUCUUGCCCUGAGCCGAGAGCUGGAUGUCAGCGUCGCUUUGAGUGGCAAGCCCAGCAAGGCAAGCCCUGCUGUGACAGCUCUGGCCGUCACUAGGAACCAGGCCAAGCUCUUGGUGGGUGACGAGAAGGGAAGAAUCUUCUGUUGGUCUGCCGAUGGGUAGGAGAAAAACAAGUGCCGGAGAUACCCUGGGGUCGGCAGCAGCAAACUACAGGCACCAAGGUGAUGCACAGGCUGGCUGUCUACGCAGAGCAAGCUUUGGGGGACGGCUCACCUCCCCACAGUUCUCAAGGACUGAUGAUUUGCACCGGGUACCCCAAACACGUCUGCAGUCUACAAGACUUCUGUAAAAAGGAUUCUGGUAGACAUUGAUGCUGGGGACUGACCUGCUGGUGACAAGCUGAACGGGAAGUUUCCAAAACAAGAGGGUGGGUUUCGGGUCAUGGAAACCACCCCGUUGUCUUUAUUUUAUUAAAACACCAUUUUCCAAAUGGCA